AUGUCAAUCACACGUGAUGACCAGAUUGAGUCUUCAAGGAGAAGUCCACUAAUGGUGCACACCGACGAAACAAUAAGCCAGGACAGCUCUUGCGCUUACGCCGAUUCCUCGGCUCUCGACGCCCUCCUCGAGGACAUCACCUACGCCCCCAGCACCGAAGUUGACAGUGAAGACGCUUUGAUCGCCGAAACCACCAUCAAUUUCUAUGUCACCUUCUUCGAUCAUGCCAUUUCCAACGACAAUGUCAAUCCUUGCGGCGGCCCAGUAACCUGCACACAUCGCGCUGCUGACGACGAAAUUCUCACCGGAGAUGCUAUCAACAUCGACGAUGAUACUACCAUUGCCGACGACGCUACUACCAUUGAUAAUGACGAUAACAAGACCGACGACGGUACCGUGACCGACGACGAUGACAUAAGCGAUGAUGAAAAUAUCGCCCAGGCCGAGGUCGGCUUCUACGACGAAGAAGAAGGAUAUGUGGUGUCGGCUUUUGACGUAGAUACUCAAGUCACUACCGGUUAUGGGCAGUGGACGAAACAUGCAGAAGCUAUGGCCCCAAAGUCCUGGGAGCAGAGGUACAACAGAACCCACCGCACGCAGGUGGGAAGUCUCUGCGUGGACUUUGAUGAACGGUUCAACGAGCUCGUACGUAUGGUGCAGAUGUGCCUGAGCAAUGGGAUGGAUCAGCUCUACUCUGUGCUCCACAUUCACCCACUCGGCACUCUCCGAGAACCUACCAUCCGCGUAGUCGUCAAGCAUUGGCAUCUGCACUUAGACAAUGCAAAUCAGUCAGCUAUACAGCUUGCGUACUCCGAUCUUGGGCUCGUACCGACUGGUUUCACCUCUGGCAUUCAGCUGCUCCCAGCUGAGAGGACGGGACAAUCUACUGAAGCAUUUUGGGCAGCACCGCUUUCUCCUGGAGAGACACUCAUCCGACAGUCUGCACUUGGCGAACUCUGGGUGACAGCGGCCAUGAGAGGCAACGAAGCAUUUGUAUCUGGUGAUCGUCACCACGCUUGGGGCAUCCUUGCCGUCGUCCGGGAGUCUAACGCGCCAGAAUUCGCUGCGUUCAUAGGCAAGAUGUCGUGGGAUAUGCUCUCACAGUCAUGGCUAUCUGCUGGGUAUUCCGCCUGA
Recurvomyces mirabilis is the source of this 1134-nucleotide messenger RNA. RefSeq lists its product as uncharacterized. The record is from RefSeq and is a predicted model, not a curated record. The transcript is spliced from 2 exons. Bases 1 to 1134 code for a protein of 377 amino acids. Lineage: Eukaryota; Fungi; Ascomycota; Dothideomycetes; Mycosphaerellales; Teratosphaeriaceae.